CUGUUGUUCCAGUUAUGAUCUUAUUGGCAGUUGAUAACGGCUACUACAUUACAAGUACAAAAAAUUCAGAAUUUUGCUUCAUUGGUAAAAUGGUACCAUUGCUGGCAGCGUUCUUGUCACCCAUUUUCCUCAUCAUCAUCAUUAAUACAAUUGUGUUCAUAAUUGUCAUUCGAACUACUCUUAAAAAUGCCAUUAAUAGAAAAAAGCGGAUGAGCAAUUCUUCUCUCUCUGUAUCAGAAGUACUAAAGAUGUUAUUGUCUUUUACUGGUAUUAUGAUCCUCUUUGGUUUAACUUGGGUAUCUGCUGCCUUCACUUUCAUAUCUGAGCCUAGUGUAUCUCAUACAGUCCAGUUUAUAUUUGCAUUUUGUAAUGCAUUUCAAGGAUUUUUCAUUUUUAUAUUUUUUAUUUUGCUCAAUAAGGAAUAUAGGAAACUCUGGAAGGCUCGUUUUGUUCAGUGUUUCCCUAGGGCUACAAUUCACAGUUACUACAAGUCUGGACACAGUACCAAGAGCAAGUCAAAAAAUGAAAAUAAUCAUGCUAUUUCAAAUCAUGUAUCCCUUAAUGAUAGAAACAAAGAGAAGAUGAAAGAUACUUCACUGUAAACAGAAAGAUUUUUGUAAUUAAUAGUAGCUUGAUAUAAUAGACAGUUGAGUUUAGUGUGUGCUUUUUUAUUUGCCUUAUUAGCUGACAGUUCAUUAUUAUUAAAUAUGAUGAGAGAGAUGUGAAUAUGAAUCUCAAUCAUCUCAUCUUCUUUCAUGAGCUCCUAGAGACAUGUUUUGUGUGAGAAAUUUGUGUAAUUCUGGU
Amphimedon queenslandica is the source of this 804-nucleotide messenger RNA. RefSeq names its product CD97 antigen-like. Gene Ontology annotation, biological process: G protein-coupled receptor signaling pathway; cell surface receptor signaling pathway. The record is from RefSeq and is a predicted model, not a curated record. The transcript has 2 exons. The coding region runs from base 15 to 602 and encodes 195 amino acids. Gene Ontology annotation, cellular component: membrane. Gene Ontology annotation, molecular function: G protein-coupled receptor activity. NCBI's taxonomy places the organism in Eukaryota, Metazoa, Porifera, Demospongiae, Haplosclerida, Niphatidae.